Leptopilina heterotoma is the source of this 3571-nucleotide messenger RNA. RefSeq lists its product as uncharacterized. Lineage: Eukaryota; Metazoa; Arthropoda; Insecta; Hymenoptera; Figitidae. The coding region runs from base 824 to 2623 and encodes 599 amino acids. The record is from RefSeq and is a predicted model, not a curated record. The transcript has 13 exons.
AUCCCUCGUCGCUGACUACCUACGACUACAAGAGUACAAGACCAGAGACGGGAGUAUUCUCUGACCGACCAGAGUUGAAUGUAUGUUCACGCGGUCAGGUUUUGCGGUUCGUUUCAUUUUCCAGCGGCGUACAUGUUCAUUUUGCCGAUCGUAGCCCGCGACGCCAUUGUUAUAAUACCGAAGGAGUUUUUUUUUUAAAAAAAAUAGUGUGUGUUGAUAAGAGGUGGAAAAAAAUUUUUUUUUCUGUUUUUUGAUUAAAAAUCGAAAAAGUUUAUUGAGAAGGAAAAAAUUGCCGGUAGUUGAGAAAAGGAAUAUAAUCUCUGUUAUAUUUACGAGAGAAACACUUAUCUGACUAAAAGCCGGCUUAACUUUUUUUCUUCCUCUUCUUCUUCUUCUUCUUCUGAUUAUCCCUCGCCGACAUACGAUUUUGACAGGUGCCGACGAACAGAUUUGAUUUUUUUUUUGACAAAGUGCGCGAAUAAAAAUUUCGUCGAUUUUGGGAAAAAAGGAGUUUUUUCCCCUUGUAAAAGUGUUUCUUUUUGUGAUUUUUUAACCCCUUGGAAGAAAAGUUCUCUCUUUCCCGCUUGUUUUCAAUUUUCCUGCGUUGGUACGAAACUAGUACUUACUUGUUCGAUUGUCAACUGCAGUUGUUUUUUUUAAUCAUCAACAGUGUGGUUUUUCGCCCGGUGUUCAUGUUUUUAUCAGUGUUUGUUUGUUUCUAAGUGAAUUAUGUGAUUUUGGUUUUUUCGACAACAAAACAAAGGAUCUCUUCUUAAUUCUCAAGUUUUCUUCAUUGGGACAUUUAAUAAACAAUUAAUAAAGAAUGCAGGGAGUGGCGUGUCGGAAAGGGUGGUUCACCACCCUACGGAUGGCGUUGGUAGCUGUGCUGUUAGUCGGACUACCCCUCGCAAACGGAAAAUGUGAAUUUCCACAGGGUUGGCGAGGGAAAUGGUUUUUAAAUGCUCGUGAAGCACCAGUCAUUGUGAAUGCAACAACUUUCGAUAACAAAACUUGUAUCGAGAGUAACCAGAAUGAUGUAUUCAUAGUUUACGAUAAUACGGAGAGCUGUUAUCGAUGCAUGAUCAUUAAUACCCGUCACGAGAGCGUCAUUCAAUAUCGAGAAAGUGACUGUAGUCAAAAGGCAACAUCUCUGAGUCAAAUGUCCGAGUCUAUCAAAUUAGAUGACAGUCUCUUCUCCAUCUUCCGGUUGGAUGCAAAACCAAUCCCUUGUCCAUUUCAAGAGCCACCAUUCACAUUUUCCUACAGUCGUGGUCAUGGAGAUUGUCAAGCACCAGGAAAUCAAGCCGAGAGUUGUACAGAUAAAAGCAAAUUGAUCUUUAAAUACCAAGCAUGUACUGAUGUACCUGCUUCCGAGAGCAACACCGAGGAACUGAAGUGCCUGGCCGUUUGGAAAGACGGGUCACGUAACUUGUACUUGGUUGGAACUUUGAAGUCUAGCAGCAGAACUACUGUGGUGAACGAAGAAGUAUACAGAUGUUUCUUGUAUGAGAGAACUCACCGUCAAGGGAAGGUUGAAUAUCAACUGGCCCAGUCUGGGGAUGCAACGUGCAAUGCCCUCACUACUGUUUCCGAGGGGUCGCUAAACAUAAAACUCACAAAGGAAGACAAGGAACGUCGACGAUGUAAAUAUCCAUCUUGGGUUCUUAAACAUCACGUCUGGCAUACUUUGAACGGAGCGAAGAAUUAUCAUUUUCUCGCUGGUAAUUCAACUUUAAAAGUUACCAACAAGGAUGAAAAUGUCACGAUACAGCACGAGGAGAAAAUUGUUUGUCACAAUUUGGAGCUGGAGGAAACGGCAAAUUCAAAACCAUCGGUGAAAUUGGUCGCUCACGUAACUAGUGGCUGUGAUAUUGGAUACGUUUGCAUGAUCUUUCAUCAGCGAGACCAGCAUAUAAUAGAAAUACAGCAAUCCGAGCAAAAGGCAACCACACCAGAUGAAGCUUGUAAACUUUGGGAUCCUUCUCGAAAGCCAUAUACAACCUUGAUAACGUCAUCGUUUCAUAAAGGAAAAUGUCCUCAGCCUGGUCGAUAUUCAAUAUUAAAUUCAUUACCAUCUCAAGCAUUAUCGAGUAUGCGAAGGCGAAAUAAGAGACGAGCAAAAUCAGCAGAAUCGACGACCAGUAAAAUUCGACAAGAUGAUGAAGAUGAACAAUGCAGAAGUACUGACGUUCAUAUUGGUUGCAGCUCCAUGGACCAGAAUGAAGUCAUCAUGGCACAAUCUUGCAAGAACAGAGAAAUAGCUACAUCGUAUUCUUGCCAAGGUAGUUGGGAGGAAAAUGGAACUUGGUUUACGAUAGUGUCUCGAAAUAAGUCAAGCUCAGAAAGACAAACGCAAUGUUUCUCCAUGCGAUUCAGCGAGCCCUCUGACAAAUUAGGUGGAAGAAAUAGUCGAAUAGAUUCAUCAGAACAGGAAUUAAUGCUAUCAAAACCGUCAGAUUUUUGCCAAAGAAAUAUGGAUGAUCAAUGGACCUAUCGAUUAAUGAGUCAAGGUGUCUGUGAGGAUUUGACAAAAGCUGCUUCAAGCUCAGCCUCCUCGUCAUCAAGGGUUUCAUUCGCAUUGCUUAUUGGAGCCGCCGUGAUGAGUCGACUCUUAUCAAGAUGAUGUGUGCCAACCAUUUCCAAAGUUCUUUACUCACAAAUUUAUUAAAGGGUAGUAAAACUUUUAUUACUAUCAAGUUGGCAGAUCGACAGUAUUUAUAAAAAAAAAAUAAUAAUAAUAAUCUCUAUAAGUAUAUCAUCCUGACAUCGACUGAUUCCAGAAAAAAAAGGAAAUUGAAAAUAGAGAAGAAAAACAUUUUAAAAAAAAAGUGAAAGAAAAACUUGAUCAUAAGUUCAAAAAGUUGUACAGUUUUCUAGACGACAAGAGACAAAAAAAAUUGUGUCGUCACUUUAUUAACGAACCGGUAAUUAUAAAACUAACGUUCCUUGACCGUUGUCAAAUCGUUUCAUUUUUCAAAAUUACAAAAAAAAAAAAUUAGUAUAUUCGAAACAAAAAUACUUUUACUAGAAAAAAGUAUCAAAAAAAAAAUAUAUCAACAGAAGUUUUUUAAUUUUGGAAAUUUUUAACUAUUGGACAAUUAUUUAUUUAUUAUUCCCAAAAAAGGAAUUAAAAAAAAAGAAAACUAAGAGAAAACGCGAGACAAUGGUCUUUGAAUGCGACCACUUCUAAAGAUAUUUAUAUAUAUAAAAAUAUAAAUAAAUAUUAUAAAUAUAUAUAAAUACAUUAUAAAUAUUUAAAAUAUGAGUGUUUUUAUUUAAUCUCGACGCUGUAAAUACGAUCAGGGUAUAAGUAAUUAAGAUUUCGCAAAAAAAACUCUGUUGAAUGACAAAAAACGAAAAAAAAACCCAAGGAAAAAAGGAAGAGAAAAACUAAUAAGUUUACUGAUCGACAAAAAAAAAAAAAGAGACGAGGAGGAAUGAUUUUUAUUGUUCUUUAUAUAGCUAGUUGCACACAUCUGUAAAUAACAAUUUUAAUAUUGUACUAUAAAAAUAAGACUGUUUAUAAGAAAAAAAAAAAUUAAAAAGAAAAAAAUAAGUGAAGAUGAAAAAA